GAGGGAUGUAUAUUUGCAUUUACUUGCCUUCCCAUAUCUUCUUCUUGAGAUCAAGAAUGAAGCUAAGCGAGUCGAGAGACGAAGCAGAGAAGCACAAGCGACAACAACAUUUCGAACACGAGCUUAAGAACAUGAUCUCCUCGUUAACCCACAUGGGAGGAGCAGAGAAAGCAGGACCAAGCCACUAUGAAGAAGAGGACAAGGAGGAGGAUGGUGUCAGAGUCAUCACGCUUUCUGGUUCCAACCUAGGAGCCACCAUGAAGACCGAGCUUGACGAUAAUCAUGGAGACAACAACAACAACUACAGAAAUGGCGGCCACGAGCUUGAUCUCCUGACCACAUACGUUAACAGCAACUUUCAAGGUGUGAACAACUCUAUAAUGAUUGGCGCCAAGUACGAGACUCAUGAUCCAGGCGUUCAUCUUGACAUCUCAGGCGAUGUGGAGAAACCUUCGAUGAAGACAAAAGCGAGGGGGACAAAGGGAAAGAAGGGAAAGUCUCAUGCUCGAAGUGAUGAUCGUCGAGAAUCUGAACAUACAGACUGAUUGGUAUAUCUUCAAGGACAAAAGCAUUUUGGCUUCUGCAUUAAUUUCUGUUGUCUUCUUUAAAUAAUUAGAGAAGUGGUGCAUGCCAAAGCACUUUACUUUCUCUUCGAGGUUGUUGUUUUUGCUUGCUUGCGCUUAUCAUUAAACAUGUUUGAUAUUUAUAA
Eutrema salsugineum is the source of this 709-nucleotide messenger RNA. RefSeq lists its product as uncharacterized. The coding region runs from base 6 to 545 and encodes 179 amino acids. The record is from RefSeq and is a predicted model, not a curated record. Lineage: Eukaryota; Viridiplantae; Streptophyta; Magnoliopsida; Brassicales; Brassicaceae. The transcript has a single exon.